GCUUAAUAUGUCAGCGGACUGUAGAGCUUUUUUAAAACUGGAAAUAAACAAAUCGGAGGUGAUUUUUCUUUUGUUGGUGGGAUGGAAGAAAAACCUUUAAGAGUCCUAGCUUGCGGUGAUGUCGAAGGCAGAAUCAGUGCGUUAUUCAACCGGGUGAACACAAUCCAAAAAAAGAGCGGACAGUUCGAUCUGCUGUUAUGCGUUGGGGAUUUCUUUGGCAAGUCCCCUGAGGCCGAAGCUGAAUGGGCGGCGUACAAGUCUGGAGCGAAGAAAGCUCCUAUUCACACGUACCUUCUGGGAGCUGCGAGCCAGGAGACGGUGAAAUACUUCCCCAGCUCUGAUGGAUGUGAACUGGCUGAAAAUAUCACCUAUUUAGGACGGAGAGGCGUUUUCACAGGAGCGUCAGGUCUGCAGGUUGUGUAUGUCAGCGGCAGAGAGGCUCAGCAGGAGCCGGCUCCGGCUCACUGUUUUACCCCGAAAGAUCUCACAGCCCUCAUCACUCCCCUGGUGUCCAACUCGAAGUUUAAAGGAGUUGACAUCCUCCUGACCUCACAGUGGCCUAGAGGAGUGUGGCAGUACGGGAACAACCCGGAAAUCGACACCAAAUUCUGUGGCGUUCCCUCUAUCGGAAAUCUGGCUGAAAAGCUAAAACCUCGCUACCACUUCGCUGGAUUGGAAGGAGUUUACUAUGAACGUCUGCCUUACAGAAACCACACAGUACUUCAGGAGAACGCACAGCAUGUCAGUAGAUUCAUCGCGCUGGCUUCAGUUAACAAUCCUGGGAAGAAAAAGUACUUGUAUGCAUUCAACAUUGUCCCGAUGAAGAAUAUGGAGCCAAAAGCGUUGGUCAAACAGCCAGAGGAUGUCACUGAGAAUCCCUAUAGGAAACCGAUGAAGGAGGGCAAAAAGGAGAAACCAAUUCCGUUUGCAGCUGCCGAAGAGGAGGAACCAGCUUCUCAGUUCUUCUUCGAUCUGGGACAGAAGAAGCCACAGCAGCACCGACACCAGCAGCAUCCGGGUGCAGGGAGGAAGAGGCCAUCAGAGGGCGACGGAUCCUUUCAGCCAAAAUACCCUCGCAAACCUCCUCAGCCUACCGGACCAUGUUGGUUCUGUUUAGCCAGUCCUGAGGUGGAGAAACACCUUGUCAUCAGCAUCGGCACGCACUGUUACAUGGCGCUGGCUAAAGGCUCCCUCACCCCGGACCACGUGCUGCUGCUACCCAUAGGACAUUACCAGUCGGUGGUGGAGCUGCCAUCCGAGGCGGUGGACGAGCUCCAGAAAUACAAAAGUGCCCUCAGGAAUCUGUACAAGAGCCGCGGCCGGCGCUGUGUCCUGUUCGAGAGGAAUUACCGCAGCCAGCACCUUCAGCUUCAGCUGGUACCUGUGCCCAUGGACACAUGCACUACUGAGGACAUUAAAGAGGCGUUCAUGGUGCAGGCUCAGGAGCAGCAGAUGGAGCUGAUGGAGAUACCCGAACACACUGACCUCAAACAGAUUGCUCCACCCGGAACUCCGUAUUUCUACGUGGAGCUGGACACGGGAGAGAAGCUGUUUUACAGAAUAAAGAAGAAUUUCCCUUUACAGUUUGGCAGAGAGGUCCUGGCGAGCGAGGCAGUCUUGAACAUGCCAACACGCUCAGACUGGAGGGAGUGUAAAAGCAGCCGAGAGGAAGAGGAAGCUCUCGCCAAACAGUUCCGUGCUGAAUUUCAGCCCUUCGACUUCACCAUGGACGACUAAACAUGACCUUUUCUUUUCCUCUCACACACGAGAUAUAAUUCGUUCUCAACUGUUUUACUGUAUAUUACGGAUUUUAAAAAAAGAUUUUUAAUGGAUAUUAACCAUUAUUUUUUCUUACUACUUUGUUUCUAAUUGUCAAAGACUAAAGCUUUCCAAAGACAUGUCUUUGCUCGUCUAAUUUUGGGACGUAUGUAUUAAUAAAUCUUGUACAGUCAAGAAUAUUUUUUUCUAGCAUUUACUUGUUAAAAAAGUUUUUAAAUUGUGUUUUGUAAAUGUGUAAAAGGUUACUUUGUGGUGCUGUGACUUAAGAGGUCUUUCUGUAAGAAAUAAAUGAUCAUGGUUCUCAUUUA
Molecule: messenger RNA, 2087 nt
Organism: Clarias gariepinus (North African catfish)
Lineage: Eukaryota; Metazoa; Chordata; Actinopteri; Siluriformes; Clariidae
Gene: cwf19l1
Product: CWF19 like cell cycle control factor 1
Exons: 14
Coding region: 82-1737 (551 amino acids)
Biological process (GO): mRNA splicing, via spliceosome
Cellular component (GO): post-mRNA release spliceosomal complex
Molecular function (GO): RNA lariat debranching enzyme activator activity
Source: RefSeq, a predicted model, not a curated record